This is a messenger RNA of Microthlaspi erraticum, 1467 nucleotides long. The record is from the annotation of a GenBank genome assembly. Lineage: Eukaryota; Viridiplantae; Streptophyta; Magnoliopsida; Brassicales; Brassicaceae.
AUGGCAGAUGAACAUCAGAGUCCUGUACCAGAGUCGAUUCCGGGGAUCCAUGAUGUGAGGAUCCAAACCGGGUCGGAGAAUUUCGGAUUCUCCGUCGACCUACCCGGGAUAAGAAGAGUGGGUCUGAGAGCUGAAAUCGACACUUCUCCGCCAUUCGGAUCGGUUCAGGAGGCGGUGACCCGAUUCGGUGGUCGUGGGUCUUGGGUUCCUUUCAAGCUCGAGGACAAUUUCAAUGGUGAAUUUGACAUAAAGAGAAUGGAAGAGCAUGCAGCGGAGCUAGAGAAGGAUCUGAUAGUGAAAGAGCUGGAGACUCUGGAUGUUCUCGAAGCGCUUGGAUCGACGAAAAGGAUCGUUGAAGAUUUGAAGCGGCAGCUUCAUCAAGAGUCAUUGAGAUCAGCUGAACAUUUAAGCUCGGACAUCAAAGAGAUGAACAAUGAGCAUUGCCGUCACAAUCCCAUGUCAUCAUCAUCUCCUGAUCUGAUCUUGAUGGAACUGAAGCAGGCCAAGAUGAAUCUUGGUAAAACCAUGGACGAUCUCGUGAUGAUCCAGUCCUCUGUUGAAACUCUGAACAAGAAAAUGAAGGAAGAGAAAGACUUUCUUGACAAGACGCGAGCGAAGCUCUCGUAUGGGUUUGGUGGAGCUGUGACUCUAGCUGAGGAGCUGAGCCAUGUAAAGAUGGUUGCUGAAAAGGGUUUGAAUCAGCAGAACAAGAACAGUUUGAGAACUGCGGAGAUGAGACUGGUUGCUGCUAGGAAAAUGGAAGAAGCUGCGAGAGCAGCGGAAGCGCUUGCGAUAGCUGAGAUAGCAAUGUUGUCAUCAUCCAACGGUGAAAGCGAGGAUGAUGGUGAUUCGGAGUUUUGCUUCCCAGAGCCACCGAGAUCACCGUUAACACCGAGAGGACUAAGGAACGUUAAUGACGACUUCUCAAGAAGAGGGGUUUUGAAGAAGCUUGAGGAAGCUAGUGAAGGAGUGAAACAGAGCAAACAAGCUUUGGAAGCUGCGUUAACCCGAGUAGAGAUCGCGAACGUGAAGCAGCUCGAAGCUGAGAACGCUUUCCGAGGUUGGACAAAAGGCGAUAACUUUCCGCCGUUGAAUCAUCAUAAUACACGUCGGUCCUUUUUCAGCCACCUGAACAAGCAGCACGAGCGACUCGACAAUCUGCCAAAGCCGGUGUUGAAGUCUAAUGUCUCAAUGCGUGAUGUUCUGAGGCGUAAGCAAGUUCCAAAGGAAGAUGUUGCUGUUGUUGUCCCCGAGAGGAGGCAGAGCCUUGAAGGGGAGAUCCCGAGGCGGAAUGCGAAUUUGAGCCAAAUGUUGAAGGAGCUGAAGCAUGAUAUUAAGUUUUCGGCGAGGGCAGAGAAAGAGGAGGUGCAUGAGGAGAAACAGUUUGUCACGCAGAGGAGGAAGUUUGGGUUUAUACACAUUACGCUUCCAAUGCAGAAACAGAGCAAGAAAAAAUCCAACCUUUGA